Heterobilharzia americana is the source of this 13737-nucleotide messenger RNA. The record is from the annotation of a GenBank genome assembly. NCBI's taxonomy places the organism in Eukaryota, Metazoa, Platyhelminthes, Trematoda, Strigeidida, Schistosomatidae.
AUGGAAAUAAGUAGAUGGAAACGUGCUAUAUUUCGUCAUGAGAAUUUACUAGAAUCUAUAAAGAAUGUUGAAAUUGCCCUAACGAAGUCUGUUAACAAUGUGUAUUAUUGUGCAUAUCAGACUUUAGGCCCAGAAAAUGAGUCGACUGAAGAUAUGCUACUUAAAUUUCCUGAAAGUAGUAUACUUAAUAAAUCCAUCAAUAUUUUGCGAACAUACAUUGAUCCUGCAUUGAUAGAAGUCAACCGCUCGUUAGAUGAUAUCAAUUUGACUUAUGAUACUGUCCUUCUAGACACCUGUCCAGAGAGAAUGAAUAUUACCAAAGUACAGAUUAGGAGUAAUCAAGACCAGCUGAGAAAUCUAGAGCAUCAACUGCACACAUUACAAGCUUACUUGUCUAAUCUUAACGAUAGGAUAGAGUUAUUCUCUUCUAUUGAUAAUAUUAUCAAUGAACGAAUUUCAAAUCUUUUUGAUCGUAUCAGGUCUGAAGGUGUGAAUUUAUGUUCAUCUAAUAUACAAGAGGUUAAAAGACAUAGUAAUAGUUGGCAUGGGAUCAAUGAGAAGGCUAAACAAAUGCAUCAAAAUUACUUGGAUGAAGUUACGUCUUUAGUUGAAGAAUUGAAACAUUUGAAGAAAGAACAUUCACAUUUCUUAGAAGCUUUCAAAAAGAAUUUCUCCUUUUCAUCUGUUGACAAUAAUGAUGAAUUUUUACAAGAACAAUUAUCCACAUUUGAGUCGAUUUUAAUUCAUUCAGUCUUUAAGCAACGAAGUGAUGAGUUAUCAGAAAUCCUUCGUGCUCUUGAAAUAAUUUUAAAGACAAUUGAAACAAUCAGCUCUAUUUGGUCUAAUGCUGAACGAAAAUUCACUGAGUAUCGUUUAUGGAUCAGUGAAUUAACAAAGAAAUUUGUAAAUAUCUCACAAAAUCAUAUAAAAGAUACUGCUGUCAUCAAUCCUACCAGUGUAGAAAAUCAAUCAGAAUCAGAAAUCAAUGUUAAUCAUUUAGAUCAACUGGAUCAGUAUACAAUUCAAACACGUUUAUCACUUUUAAAGGAGUUUCGAACAGAACUUAGUCAACAUCAUCGUUAUUUGGAUGGAUAUCGUGAUGCUUUACAGACUGUUCAAUCAUUAAAAAUCCCAAUUGAUCAUCUAUAUGACAUACUUGAAAAGCAAUUUAAUGUUAACCUUGUUGAUAACUUGAAAUUGAAUAGAUCUACAUUAAUUAAAAGUUUGGAAGAAGAUCUUGUAAAGUAUGAAAUGGAAUGGGAGAAGUUGGAUAAUCAAGUCGACAGUACACACAAUGCUAUGUAUGAACAUUUAGAGCGGAUAGAACAAAUUGAAGUGAAACAGUCAACAAUACGCAAACUACUUACAGAACUUGAACAGAAAGCAAUAAUUGGUCCUUGUUCGACUGGUAUCGAUUUCACUGUAUUGGAGAAAGGUCUAAUGAAUUGUUUACUUGAAAAGUCGACUGAUGAAGAUGAUAUCGACAAUGAUAGAUGGUCUAUUGAUAGGACAUUUGAGGAGCUUACAGUUGCUCAACAAAGCAUUGUAGAAUGGUGGCAAAUGUUUACUGAUCAACUGGAGAAAGAAAUCCCUCAGGUCAAAGAGGACAUAAAACAAAUCAAUACUGUUGUCUUCCCCUCUCCAACUGGUCUAUUAAAUCAAUUAUUACGUAUGGAAGAGAUUUCGGCCAAAGCCCGUGAAUAUUUAAAUAUCAAUCGAGAAGGCUUGAAUUAUUUAAGUCAAAUUAUUAAAGCUUGGGAAAUAUGGUAUAAUUGGUGGACUGUUGACAGUGAAGCUAAUGAUAUUUUAAAUCAUGGUGGACCAUCCAAUCUAAUCAUUAAUACAACUAUUUUUAAUACAAAUAAUCAUCUUGAUACUAGUCAGUUGAUUAUUUUACAAGAAAAAUUGAAUAAACUUAAUAAAUUAGGUGAAUCAGAAGGAAAAUUAAAAUUAAUCAAUUUAACUGAGAUAUUGAAUAAUAUUCAAGUAUUAAAUGAUGAACAACAAAAAUAUUCAAUCAAAUUUAUUAUCUCAUCAUUAUUUAAUCAACAAGUACAAUCUCAUCAAUCAUAUUCACAUUCAAAUAUAUUACAAUUGAGUAUAGUAUUUAUUCAAAAAUUAAUUCGAUUAGCACAUUAUCAAUACUCUUUAGUUUUUGAUGAUUUAUCAUUAGUUAUUGAUCGUUUAAAUGGAAAAAUUUCUUCUAUUCAUAAUUUUUUAAAUGAUUUUAAUCAAUUUUCAACAAUACUUAAUAAUAAUGAAAAUUUAAUUAAAAAAUUAGAAAAAUUUAUUACAAUAUGUGAAGAAGAAGAUCAAAUGAAUGAAGUGAAAAGAAAUUCUUUUCAAAAAUUACAAUUAUUAAAUAUUGAUUUUAAUCAGAUAAUGACGAAUGAUUAUUUACAGUUAAAUUUUCAGGAUUUAUUCAAUCAGUCAAUUAAUGUAUCAAUAAUAAAAUGGGAUGAAUCGAUUUUUAUUGAAUUUCUUAAUCAAAUUUCAACGUCAGUGAAAUUCUUGACAAAAGUAAUUCAGUCGAAUAGUGAGAGGUUAUACUCUCUGGAGAAGUCUGCAUGCUUACUGAAAGUUUCAAUCGCACAGACUUCGCAACAAUCGACCAAUGGACAAGAUCAAAUCAAACUAACUGAAUUGGAGAAUGUUAGUUCACAUUAUUCAGAAUUAGUUAGACGUGUUCAAUUGAUUUUGAAAAGAACAGACAUUUCAAGGGAGGCAUUGAAUAAACUAAUACAAACUGUUAAUUCAAUUGAAGAAUGGAUGAAACAAUUAGAGCAGAAUAUUUCAAAUUAUACUAAUCUUUCUGGAGAUAGGCAUACACUACAAACACGACUUGAAUUGGUCAAAAAGAGACUAGAUUUAAGCAUAUUAAACAAUGAAGCAGAAAAUCGUUUUACUGACUUAAUCAAAUAUGCUCUAGACUGUUUUAUAUACUGUCUACCAAAUAGUCAUGAAGAUUUCGAAUUGAUUGGAAUUAUCAAUAUUGAUAAAUGUCAUCAAAUUUAUGAAAUUUUUUUAAAUAUCCCUAUGAAAUGUUCUCAAUUAUAUAAAAUAUGGUAUGAUUAUUGUCAACAAAUUGAAUUUCUUAUUAAAUCUUUAUCAGAUAUGAUAGAAGCAUGGCAAGUGUUUGAAAUGACUUGUGAUACAUUACAACUUACUUGUCGUCAUAUUGAAUAUUGGUUAAAAGAACAAUCUAUUUCACUUGUAAGUGAAUCAAAAGAAAUUGAAAAGAAAUUAAAAUUAUUACAAUUUGUUUAUAAUAAAUUAAAAAUGAAAUUUAAUACAGAUAAUCAUGAAUCUAAUGAAAUAUUUAAUGAAAAUUUAUUAAAUAAAGAACAAGAACAAGAAGAAGAAGAAGAAGAGAAAAUUGUAGAAUUUCUUAAUGAAUUAACAUUACAGAUUGAAGUUUUAAAUUCUACUUUAAAACGUUUACCAAAUCAUCAGCAUCAAUUGUAUUCAAGAGAUACAUUGACUUUUAAUGAUGUGAUGAAUAACUUGAACGAAAUCAAUUUGAUCAAUACAGUAUCAAAAGAGACCAUAAUAGUAUCAGAUUCUUAUGAUUCAGCAUUGAAUCGUAUUAAAUAUCUUAUGGAAGUUUUGAAUUAUUUACAAAAGAUGACAAAAGAAGUUAUUGAUCUAUGGAUAGUUCGUUUAAAACAAUUUACACAAUGGGAUUCUAAAAUAUUGAACACAGAAGAAAAUUUAACCAAGUUAUGUACACGUGUUACAAAGAUUAAAGAACAGUUCAGUGAAAAACUUGAAGAGAUAACAACUUCAACAAAAACUAAUAAUGAAGAUGAUGAUAAUAAUAAUAAUAAUAUUAAAACUAUUGAAGAUUGUUUAACAGUAAUAGAUGAUUUAAUGAAUAUACGUGAAGUUAUUGGUGCUGAAUUCACUGAACUACGUGGUCGAUUGUGCAGUUUAACAACUUUUAUGAAUCGUAUUAGUCAUAAUACUCAACAAUAUAGAAUGGGUGAAAUACAGCGUAAUUGGGAAGAAUUAGGCAAUAGUCUAAUGAAUUUACGUCGAAAUCUUCAAUAUAAAACUACAAUAUGGAAUGAUUUAAAUCAACAAGUAACAGAUCUAUCCAAUUGGUUCAAUGAAUUCAAUGAACGUAUCAUAAAAUGGUAUGAAACAUGUCCAUGGUCUUCUGAGAAUCUAUCAAUUGAACAGUCAAUUGAUUAUCAUCUUUUAUCGUCUAAUACUUCAAAAGAUUCUAAUAAAUCAUCUACUACACUAAUUUGUAAUGAAUUUAAAGAUUAUUCAAAACAAAUCAAUAAAUUUAUUAAACAAAGUGAAUCUUAUUUGAAUUUAACACGUGUACAACAUUCAAAAUUAAUGUAUUUUCAUUCAGAAUUAAAUAGUUCUCAGUAUACUAAUAUUAAAAUUGAUAAUUACAAUCAAUUAUUGUAUAUAUUAAAUGAAACAAUCGAUUUAAGUAAUCAAAUCAAUAAUAAAUUAGAUAAUAUAAUAUCGAUUGGAAAUAAAUUUCAAUUGAAAAUAGAUAAUUUUAUUAAAAAUUAUGAAAUAUAUUUAUCUUCUAUAAAUUAUAUUAAAGUAGAAUUUAAUCAAUCAAUAAAUUCAAUACCAAAAUUUGAUCAUAUUAAAUCUGAAAAAUAUCAUGAUCAAGAAAUUCAAUCUUUAAUUGAAACACGUUCUAUCCUAUUGAAUAAUUUAAUUAAUCAAAUUGGUGAUAAUAAACAAUUAAAUGAUUUAUUAAUUGAUAUAUUAGAAGAAAAAACAUUAGAAAGUAAAGUAUCUCAAGUUGAACAAGAAGAUAUGAAGAUAAAUAGUAUGUAUAAAGAAAAAUAUGAAGUAGACAAAGUAAUUCUUGUUCAACUUUUAAAUAAUCUUUUGAAAGAAGCCUAUGAAUUAGAUGCAUUGUAUCAGUCAACUAAUACUAAUGAAGUAAUACAUCAUACUUAUCAUACUGUAAGAUAUUUGAUUUAUGAAACAAUACAAUUACGUGAAAUGUUAUCACAAAAAUUGAUUAUGCUAACUAAUGAAACAGAAGAUCAAUUAAGAUUAGAUACAAUGUUAAAUCAUUUUGAACAACAAUUGAAUAAAUCUGAAAAUGAAAUGAAUCAAAUAGUUAAUCAAUCAGUUUAUCGAUCAAAAUCAUUUGAAAAUUGUUCAAUUGAUAUUACUACUGAUAAUAACAAUAAUAAUAAUAAUAAUAAUAAUAAUAAUAAUAAUGUUGUAAUACCAUUGAAAUCAUCUAAUUCAACUAAUGAUGAUAAUUCAUGCUUAUAUUGGAAUCAAUUAAAACGAUCAAUGGAGAUUUGUAAUGAAAGGAUUAUACAAUUAGAUAAUAAUUUACAAUGGAUGAUAAAUGUAGGCAAAAACGAUCUAUUGAAUAUUGAACAAACAUUGAACACUUAUAAUAAUCGACUGGGAAAAAUUGAUUUAAAAUUAUCACGAUAUUUUAAUGAAUUAAAAUCUAAACAUGAAAUGAAUUUGAAUAAAAUGAAAAAAAUUCAUAUUCAACUUGAUAAAGAAUAUAAAUCAUGGCAAGAAUUUAUUAUAUAUUAUGAGAAAGCAGAAUAUUGGUUAUUGAAUAAUGAAUCACUUAGUCAACGUAUACUGAUAAGUAUUGAUGAAAUGAAAAACGAUACAAUAACAGAAAACAAUAAUAAUAAUAAUAAUUUAAAUAUAUCUGAAAUAGAAAUAAAAUUAACUAAUGAUAAAGAAUUUCUUUCAAAUCAAUUAGAGAAAUUAGAACAAUUAGAAAUUGAUUUUAAAGAAAAUGGUCUUAAAUUACGUGAAAAUGUUGAACAAUCAGCACAUCAAUUACUAUUUAAUUUAAUUCCUAAUUCUAUAGAAUUUAAAAUUAAUAAAAAAUCACAAAUUAUUGAUUAUAUAAAUAUAGCUAUUGAAAAUUUAUUUAAUCGAUAUAAUAAAUAUAAAAUUGAUUUACAAACAAUUCAUAUAAAUCUUAAUGAAAAAUAUUUAUAUUGGUCAAAAUUAGAUAAAAAUAUUGAACAAAUUUUAAAUUGGUUAUCUACAAUUGAAUUACAAUUAAAUACAAUGGAAAUGGAGACAAAUUCAUUAUCAACUAUAUUAAUUAAUGAUAUAUCAGUAUAUAAAAUUAAUGAACAAUUUGCAAUACAUCAAUUAAAUGCAUGGUGUAAUUCAAAAUUAUAUAUAUUAACUAAUUUAUUAGAUGAAAUACAUAGAUAUAAUGAAACAGAAAUAAUUCAAUUACAAGAACUUAUUCAAACAUAUAAUUCAAUUGAUCAAGUAUUUAAAGAUUAUUCAAGUAAACAAAUGAUUACAUCAUCAUCAUCAUUAAUAAAUAAUGAUAAUAAACAAAUUGUUGUUUCAUUUCGAAAAAAUGCUUUUGAACAAUUCAGUUGUAUAUUAAAACAAUAUGAAAGUUUAAAACAACGUAUAGAGACAUUAAUACAUUUAAAUCAUAUAAUUCUUAAUUUAUGUGAAAAAUUUGUUCAUAAACGAUGUGAAAUAUUUCAAUGGUUAAUUGAACAACGUCAUAAAUUAAAACGUAUAAUUAAUCAAAUUGAAAUGAUAAAUUAUACACCAUCAUCAUCUUUUUCAUUCAUUAAUGAACUUGAUAAAUUAUGUCAAUUAUUUCAUAAGACUACUUAUGAUUUAGAAACAUUUAAAUCAUUCCUAUCAGUUAAAUAUGAAGAAGAUAUAACUGAUAUUAUCAAAAUAAUUGAAGAGUUAGAUAAGAUGACACCAUUACGAAUGGAACCAGCAGAAAUAUAUCUAGUUGAUUUGAGACGAGAUAUUACAGAAUUUUUCAAUCAAGUCACUGAUAAAUUGGAAUAUUUUCGUGUUUAUAAGGAUAAAUGGUCGAAUUUUUCACUUGAUUGUAAUAAUUUAAUCCAAUGGAUAGGUGAACAGGAAGCAUUGAUCAUAUCUAUAUUAUCUGCUGAAACUAGUAUUGAACUAAUGAAUCCAUCAUUAUUUCAGUUGACUAAUUUAGAAGUAGUUGAAAAACACUUGAGUCAAUUAACUGAUCAAAUAAAUCGAAAUUGUCAACUACGAACUAAUUUAACUGCUCAUCAACCAGCCAUAGAAACAUUGGUAGCUAAUGCUCAAGGCUUAAUCAAGUCAGGAAUACUUUCAACAGGCGUAUAUUCAACUGAUGAUGACUCAUCUAAAGUACAUGAUGAAUCUAUCAAGUCAUAUUGUACUGUUAACUCAACUGUUGGUAAUAAUAUCGCAUUGAAUAUUGCUACAAAUCUUAUGCAACGAUAUCAGACAUUGAUAAGCCUAUAUGAUCGGCGUUCUGAGACAACACAAACUGCGCAAAAGAUGGUUGAGCAGCUAUUAACAUCGUGUAGGAAUUAUGAUCAAUGGGUGUGCGCAUUACGAAUUACACUAUCCGAUGUAGAAUCACAAAUGAAUUCAUGCGAUAAUACCUCUUCAGAUAAAUGCAACUUAAUUCGAAACGAAAUAGUUGAUCUAGUGAGUAGAAUUGAAUCAGGUGAAAAUUUAGUUCAAUUGGUCAAGACAUGGACUGAUCGAUACAUAGCAGAAUUAAUAACACAAGCUAACCAACGUCGUACAGAACUUGAAACCCUUCAACAUUCAAUUAACUUAGUUAAAACAAAUUCUAAUAGACAAUUUGAUGCAAUUCAAACUCUAAUCAAUAAACCUAGAAAUACAUUAACUUAUCCUGAAAUGGAUUAUCAAGUAGUUAAAGGGAUGGUUCAAGCAUUACAUGAUCGUUUUGAGCACAUCUUAAAGAAUGUCAAUCAACGAAGUUUAUCUAGAGAUAAAUUUACCGCUUGGAUUGAGACAACUGAGAGUCAAUUAGAGUUGAUCAACUCACAUAUGAAUUUGUCUGAUUUAUCCAAGAUAAUUUUAGAUACACCAAUAGAUAACUUUGAUAAAUUGAUUGAUAAGGUGAUAAAUUAUAUGGAUAUUGCUUCAGAAUCGAUCACACAAUUGGCUAUCGACAUUCGAAAGAAUACUACAGAGAUAAAAAAUUCAGAUUUUAUCGAUACACACAUACAAAAUCGUUUUGAUCGAGCAGCUGAAAAUAUUCAGUCAACUCAUCAAGAUAUUUCAAAUUGUCUGCAGUUAUUGCAUCGAUUUCAAAAUGAUGCACAAACAUUUUCUGCUUGGAUUAUUGAUUGUGAAGCGAAGUUUAUUCGUCUCUCCGAUUGUCGUGGUGGUGGUGGUGAUUCAAAUGACCUAGGAAUGUUUCUUCAGUCAGACAGUUUGACAGCGAUUAUCGAUGAAGAUGAGCAAAUUAUGCAUCAAUUGGAUGAUUCCUGCCGAAGUUUAAUAUGCCAAUUGACUGAAGCUAAACAAAAAUUAUUGAUUAUUAAAGAGAUCAGUUCAGCUAUUGAAAGUCGAGGCCAUCAACUGAAUAAACAACUGAUUGAUUCAGGUGAACAAUUGACUAGUAAAUUGAAAAUAUUAGAAGAGUUUUCAUGUGGAGAUCUUGGGAGACCAGUCAACACAUUGGAUUCAUCUGAGCGUUUAAGUGUGAUCAUUCAGAGUCAUAUAGAUCAACUACAGUGUCGUUUAAUUAGGCUGGAUAAAAUUCAAUCUGUUUUCACUACAAAUCUGACUGAAUUGGUAGAUUGUUGGACGGACUGGAAGAAUAGUUUUGAUCGAUUAAUUGAUUGGCUAAAUGGAACUGCCACCAAUUUGAGACGACCGAUUUUUCACUCACUAGAUUCUUUGUCAACUAAACAACAGCUGGCCAACAGUCUGAAGGCUUUCUAUCAGGAUUGUAUUGGGAAAAAAGCUGAUUUCGACCUAUGUUUAUUAAAAGCCAAUCAUGUGAAGAGUUUAGCACCAAAUUGUAAUCUACCUGAUCAAAGUGAACAGCUGUUCGAGCAGUAUAAAAACACACUGGAUACUGCAUAUGCUGCAUUGCAACAAAUGCAGAAUUCGGUUGAAAUUCAUGAACAAUUCGAUCAAGAUGUUUCUCGUACUACUCAAUGGCUUGAAGACAUAACUUAUAAGUUGACCAGUCUAUCAACAGAUGAAAAUACAGAUCGUUCUACACUGGAGCGAAAUCUUCUAACUUGCCAAAAUCUUUCAGAAACUGUUGCUUGUCAAUCAGAGACAUUUAUAUCACAAUUAGUAUUAAUAUCUGAUCAAGUUUGUCGUACAACAGACUCACUUACAAAUAAGGCAAUAUUAGAUAAAGUUGAUGUGUUACGUCAAUCGGUUCGACAAAAGAUUCAACAGUUAACUGAUAUUCAAACAGAUAUUGAAGUAAAGUUGAAUAUGAUAAAUGAUUGGGAAAAUGCUAAAUCUAAUGUUGUCAAUAUGUUGAAUUCAAUCUGUCAAAGUAUACUGACAACUGUUUCACAGGAAAAAACAUCUAUUCAACAAGUUCAACCGAUAACAGCCAAUAUUCUAUUGACAAUCAAGGAAGAACAUUUAAAACAGCUUCAAAAUAUUAAACAGGAAUUUGAACCAGUUCAAAUGAAAAUCGAUGAACUUAAGAAGUGCAGCGAAAAAUAUACACAAUUUGAACGUAAACUCGACAUCAUAAAACAAGUUGAUCAGCUGACUGACAAAUAUGCUAAAAUACAAAGUGAAAUUGAAAUACAUCUUGUUAAAACUGAUAAAGAAUUACAAAAUCUACGUGUAUUUCAUACAAAAAUUGAUGAAUGUAAAAGUUGGAUCUUACAAAUCUCUUUAAAGUUAAUGGCUAUUCAUUCAACAGAUCCAGAUGGACCACAAGGUGUUAUUCAGUUAGGUCAAGCUGAAACUAACCUAAGAAAACAUCUUCAUACAUUUCGUGAAAUUAAUUUAUUCAAUUUAAAAUCAAUUAUUUCAAAUUGUCCAUCAGAAAAAGAUUUUGCUAUAGAAACAGAUCGAAUUAUUCAAUGUUUAUUUCAAACAUCUAGUGGUAUAUCAACUCAAGUUGCAGAGCAAAUUAUUGAUAAUAUGAAUAAAUUAAAACAGUCUACAGAAGAAACAAUAGAAAAACAACAAAUUUUAAAUGAUGAAAAAGAGACUAUUGAUCAUUUUCAAUCUAAUCAGAAUGUUACUUUAUUAAAUGAUCAAGUUCAUAUGAAAACUUGGAGAGAAUUAUUUCAUCUUGAAAUUGUUGAAUUGGAAUCAAAUUGUGAAAAUUUAGAAAUGAUGUGUAAACGUAUUAAGGAUAGGCUUAUGGAGCAACAACAAAGAUGGGCUAAAUUUGUCUCAGUUCUUCUUCGUGUAGAUAAAUUUUUACGAGUAGAUCUUUCAGAAUGGUGGCGAAUAACAAACUCUAACAAAUGGCUUACUAUCAAUGAAGGCGUGAAUCAUCAUGAUGAGGACAAUGUUGAUGAUGAUGGAUUGACAGAAAGUGACUCACCUCAAUCUGAAAGUUCAAAAGAAGUGCAACUAGUCUUUUUUGAAGAAAAUACAACACCUGGAAAGACUAGAAAGACACAACUACAACCAUCUUUAUCCAUUCACGAGCUCUUAGCUGGAAUAACAAACGCUAAGGCUAUUCAAGCUAAGAUACAGAUUUAUCUUCAAGAGCUGUCAGCUGUUAGACAUCGAUGUUCUACACCACCUCCACGUCCUACAACGUCUUUAAGUUUAGCUCCAUUAACUAAGUAUUAUGAUCCUUCAACUAUGCUAACUGAAAUAUUGGAUAAUGUUACUGUUGAACAAAAUGUUAAACCAUCUUUAGCUGUGGAUACUACAAGUACUACUUAUGAGGUAUCAAGUAGUAAAGUGCACAUGUCUGAAGAAACAAUGAAUGCACUGAGUGGUUUAGAAUUACGUCGAAAAGCUUCACAUAUAAAUGAACAACUUGAAGUAGAAUUAAAACGACUGGAUAAACAUAUUGAACGUUUACAAGAUUUGAAAGUACGAUGGGAUCAACAACAUCUUUGUGAAACUGAAUUUCUUAACUGGUUACAUCAAAAACAAAAUGAAUUUGAUCAAAUUAUACAUUCUCAACAACAAUUUCAAACUGAUAAAGUUUAUUCAAGUACAUCAUCAUUAAUGAUCACCACCAAUCGAAACAUGAAUCAUUAUUCUCAAUUAUACAAAGCAAUGGAUACAAGUCGUUUAGAAAGCUUAUUAAAUGAAUUAAAUACUAAAAAAGCAAUUAUUGAACAAUUGAAACUUCAAAGUCAAUCACUUAUUGGUAGUAAACUUUAUUCAUCAAAUAUUCGAUUAAUUGAACAAGAAUAUAUUCUACUUGUUAAUAAAUUACAAGAUAAUCUUAAUCAUCGUCGAUUACUUACUAAUCAAGCAUUAGAAGCGACUAGAUUAACAGAUAAUUUACAUGCUGAUUUACAUGAUAUUGUGAAACGUUCAACAGGUAUUGACACUGUUCAAUGUUCAACAGAUGUUGAAUUGGAAAAAAUUGGAGAUUGUGUGGAACAAGCCAGUUGUUUACAGAAAAGACUUCAGAAUGUGGAAGAACUAGCCAGUCAUUGUUUAUUGUAUACAGAUUCAAAGACAAGUGAAGAGUUUAGAACUUGUAUUGGAUUAGAACAAGAUGAACUGUAUGGUGUAUAUGAAGUUCUGCAUACAAAAUUGGAUCAUUUUAAUGCUCAUUCAAUAAACUUUAAUAUUUGUUUAAAACAACUGUCGAAUAUUUUGGAUAAAUUGUCUAGUGCACAUCAAAUCAUGCUUGAACCUUUAAGAAUUGAUCUCAUGAACGAGAAUUCCAACAAUAUUGUUUCACUUAUCAAUAUUCAUGAUAUAAAUACGUCAAAAAUCUAUAAACUCCGAGAACAGGCUGUUGAGUUGAUUAUUCACCUUACUUCACUUUCAUCUGCAACAUCAAAGUCGUCAUCAUCGUUAUCACCAGUGUUGUUGAAUAAAAUGCAACAGUAUGCUAGUUUAAUAGGUCAAUUGAAAUGGAGAUUUCAAGUGUUGAAUAAUUUAGAGUUAUAUACUGAAGGAUUUCAAUUGAUAGAUCAAUUACUAUCAGUAUUCUUAUUAUCUGGAAAUGUUAAGACAAAGCACAUUAUUGGUUCCAGUUUUAAUAAUCAUUUAGCUUUUAAACGAAGAGAAUAUUUAGUUCAAUAUGAUAUAAUAAAAUUAUCUACCUAUUCUACUAAAUUUGAUAAUAUAAGUAUUGACAAUUAUGAUGCAAAUACACAAUUAACCUGUUCAUCAUAUAUCAAUGUUCAGAUAUGUUUGAAUACGAUGAAAAUUUACUUGAAAUCACGUUUUAAACUUCUGAAAAAGAUUGAAUUGUCUUUUGAAAAUAUUGAAUUCGAUUCCAUCUUAUUAAUGGGAAAUGCAAUGCAACUUGUGCUUACAAAGGAAUCUAAACAAUUUGUAAAUAAUGAAUUACGCAGUAUUUAUGUUGAUCUUGUUAGCAAUGUGGUUUCUUGUGAACAAGAACUCAAUGGAAUUAUGUACUUAACAAAACGAGUUGAACAACUUCUUAAUGAGUAUAACCCAUUUUAUCACUUUUGGAUCGAUUCUACUUCAAAACAGUUUUACACAGAAAACGAGAUAAAGGAUCAGUGUGGACAUUUGAAAGCGUUUCUUCAUUGGAUAGAUCAAGUGAAAGAAGAAUUUCAUGUGAUUGAUGAAACUGAUAAUAACACUUUAUCAAGUGUUUAUUGUACUAAAAAACUACACAUAUGCAUGAAACCUCUGUAUGAAUCACUAGUGAGACAUUUGAAUCAAGUGCAAACUAAUGUUUUCAGUUACUUGAGGGAUUUGCAGAGCCGCUAUAGUGUACUGAACCAACUACAAGUAUCUUCUUCUUCACAGCAUUUCAAUAAUCUACAAUCCACUGGUCGUUAUCGUACUCGAAGUUUGUGUGAGACAACUCUGACAUCUUCUUCUUUAAAGGCAAGAAUUCGAAGACGAUACAACUCACUAUCCAUAGAUUUGGAUUCCAUGGAAAAGGUCAAAAAUCCGAUCAGUUUAAUGUACUUCCCUGAUAUUUUCUCAAGGUGUUCUACUCAAUUACAGAAAGAUUCUUUAUUGCUCUACAGAAAGGAUAAAACUGUAAUAGAGAAAAAUCAAAAUGAUUCACUAUCUGAUGAAAGUGUUAACAUCUCAUGCUAUCCAGAGAAACAAGUAGAAUCACCGUGUUCUGAAUCUACUUCGUCAUCUACAUUAUGUAAUAAUACACAAAAGGAAGAAGGUGAUUCAGAUUAUGACGGACUCCUGGAAACGUCUACACUAUCGACUGUAUUAUCAAAAAGUGUUCAGCCAUCACUAAAUUCACUCAAUAGAGAUUUUGAUACCACUAAUGCAAAUGAUAAUUCUGAUCAAGAAAUGAAAUCCUGCUUAGAUAAACAGAGAAGAUUAACACAACUAUUCUCCAGUUUCCUUGAAGAAUAUAAAGCUUCUAAAAGGAUGAUGCCUAAGGCUAACGGCGGUGGAACAGGUCAACAAUUCAACUGUUCUGUUCAUCAUGUUAAUUCUUCUCAGAAAAUAUCUAUCAAUUCAUGUUGUGUAAACAGAUCAGAUGACGAUUGUGAUGAAUCAGAGUCAUUCUCAUCAUCAUCCGUAUGCACUGGAAAAAACAGUGGCAAUGGCGUAAUGCGCGAAUCGCUUUUGCGAGCGUGUACAAAACUACUUGAAGCUACCGAGGAUUUCCAUUUUAAACUAAUCUCAUUUAAGAGUGUUGACCUAACAGAAUUGAUAAACAAUCAAUACAAUAUCACUAGUCCUGUUAUGAAUGAUGACUACGAUCUCCUACAAGAUGUUAGUGAUGAUAUUCCACUUCAAUUGCCGUUGAUGAAACAAUUGGAUUAUAUUUUAAAGCAUUUAAAGCCAAAUGAUAAGGAUUCAUCUAUUACAAAAGAUAACUAA